Enterobius vermicularis (human pinworm) is the source of this 402-nucleotide messenger RNA. Lineage: Eukaryota; Metazoa; Nematoda; Chromadorea; Rhabditida; Oxyuridae. The record is from the annotation of a GenBank genome assembly.
AUGAGGUUUAAGGUUGGUCUGGAAAGUUGCAGUGAAGUUAACGAAGUGAUGAAACUUGGGGCCACUGAUGACUAUAUUCAUGAACCGAAGAAAGUGGUGAGAGCUUCCUCGAGCAAGAGUAAGGGAGCUGAAAAUCCUGUAUCGCCGCAGGAUUCUAUUUUAUUAACUUAUUUUUUCGCUUUUAUGGCGACUGUCUUUGUAACUAUUGUUUUGUACACUAGUAUUCUGAAAGGCUUAUAUGUUUCAGGGUAUGUUUUUUGGAGUGAGGAUCAAAAAAAGGAAGCUCGCCGUGCCAACGUGAAGGAAUACAUCAGAAGUCGGCAACAGUUACAAAAUAUGGAGACGUAUUUGGAGCAGCAAAAAAGAUAUGAAGAGCACGUUAAAAAGAGUACGGAAGUAUAA